AUGCUCUGCAAGUGGCACAGUCCUCCGAGUGCGUCACUUUGCUUUCGCUCACAUCCGGACAAAGUGGAUAUCUCACUACUCCUCAAGCCAAAGGAUGAAGAGGAAGCCCGGUCGACCACCUCGGCACCUGCUUCAUCACGUUCUGCAUCAGUGCCUACCCCAGUGGCAGCAUCAACCACGACAGAGUCAACUCCACUAUCAGCAGGCGGCAGUGUACCGACAAAGAGACAACAAGGCAUACAUCCGUCCGAAUCACCCGCCAAAAAGCAAUCCAAAUGGUCCCCAGAAGAAGAUGAAAAGAUCAUUCGACUCAGAGGAGAUGCAAUGAAAUGGGAGGACAUCAGCAAGCAACUGCCAGGAAGGAGUGCUAUCAGUUGUCGUUUGCAUUAUCAGAACUAUCUGGAGAGGAGGAGCGAGUGGGAUGAAGACCGUAAAAACAAGCUCGCAAGGUUGUACGAAAGAUUCAAGCAUCAGAUGUGGGCACCAGUCGCCGAAGAGAUGUCAAUCCCCUGGAGAGCAGCGGAAGCCAUGCACUGGCAACUUGGCGAGCAAGAGAUGGCCAGACGCGCAGGUGUCACCCCGUUUUCAUUGUCCAGCACAAGUAACACAGCAGCCCCAAACCUUCCGAGGUCACACACGCGCUCGUCAAGCGCUGCUCCACGAGCAAGACGAGAAUCAGCGCCACGGGCAUUACAGCCUCACCCACCCCAGCUUCCUUCGGUGGCCGAGUUGACGGCAGGCUUGCCAGCCUACUCCACUCAUCCCCAGCCAUACCAACAGUACAGGACGUCCCCCGAUUAUUUCCACCAACCUGGUGGGCCGCGAAGAUAG
This is a messenger RNA of Endocarpon pusillum Z07020, 831 nucleotides long. RefSeq lists its product as uncharacterized. The transcript has 2 exons. Gene Ontology annotation, biological process: regulation of DNA-templated transcription. NCBI's taxonomy places the organism in Eukaryota, Fungi, Ascomycota, Eurotiomycetes, Verrucariales, Verrucariaceae. Gene Ontology annotation, molecular function: DNA-binding transcription factor activity, RNA polymerase II-specific; RNA polymerase II cis-regulatory region sequence-specific DNA binding. The record is from RefSeq and is a predicted model, not a curated record. Gene Ontology annotation, cellular component: nucleus. Bases 1 to 831 code for a protein of 276 amino acids.